CCGCGAGCGGAAUGACAUCGAGAGACGCGCGUCUCCUCCUCCUGCUGCUGCUGGGGCUCCGUGCGAGCGGGACCCGGGCCGGGGGAAAGCUGGACGAGGACCGGGACAGCAGAGGCGACGCGGAGAGCCCGUGUGAGGUGAAGACCGUGACCGUGUCCACUCUGCCCGUGCUCCGGGAGAAUGAGUUCAGCUUCACCGGCGCGGGAUCCGGGAGUCUCGCCGGAGGGGAGUCCAGACUCCUGCUGUUCGUCAGGACUGACCUGCCGGGUCGCAUCUCGGUUUUGGAUGAUCUGGACAACACGGCGCUGCCCUACUUCACCUUAGAGAUGUCGGGGACGGGGCCGGACAUCUCGCAGGUGCACUGGAAGCAGCAGUGGCUGGAGAAUGGGACGCUGUAUUUCCACGUGGCUAUGAGCAGCUCUGAGCAGCAGUCGCAGGUCACGCAGCCCACCGUCCAGGAACCACCACACGUCCUGCACGAACACAUGCACCUGCUGCACAUCUCCGUCAUGGGUGGUCUGAUUGCUCUUCUGUUAGUUAUCCUACUCUUCACGCUGGUACUCUACACCCGUCAGCGCUGGUGCAGGCGUCGUCGUGCCCCUCAGAAGAGUGCCAGCACCGAGGCCACGCAUGAGAUUCACUACAUCCCCUCUAUUCUUUUGGGCCCUCCGCAGAGCAGGGACAGCUUCCGUGGGCCCAGACCCCUCCAGCACAGCUCUGUCAUUGGUAUGCCCAUCCGCGAGACCCCCAUCCUUGACGACUGCGACUGUGAAGAGGACGAGCAGCCCGGACAUCUGCUAGAUGGGAAAGCACAUCUAGAAGAUGACUUGUGCAGCCAGGGCACCCACAGUGUGGACAGUCUGGGGAAAGGCAUGGGAGAGGCCAACCAUAAACACAGUCUGGAUAACAGAGUGCUGGACCCAGAUCAGGAGAGUGUAGAGGCCCUGAUGCAGAGGUUUAAAGAGAGUUUCCGGACCAACACCACUAUGGAGAUCACACACUUCCAGAACGUUAAGCACACCUCCUCUACUGUGCUGGACCCAGAUCAGGAGAGUGUAGAGGCCCUGAUGCAGAGGUUUAAAGAGAGUUUCCGGACCAACACCACUAUGGAGAUCACACACUUCCAGAACGUUAAGCACAGCUCCUCUACUGGCCGCAGGAGAGGACAAACUCACAACAGAGCUGGAGGCGUGUUGGGCCGUCAGGGAGAUUCUGGAUCUGAAAUGGAUGAUGACACUCAACUCAAGUUCUACACGGAGCACAGGGGCCGGCGCCGCAGCAAAGGCUGCCCUCAGAGUCCCAUGAGCAAAGCCUCGCUAACGCUGAUCACUGUCUGCACGUGUGUGGUGGCGGUCGUGUAUGGCACGCAAACGUCCUGUCCUCUCACCGUCAAGGUCACGCUCCAUGUUCCUGAACACUUCAUCGCUGACGGAAGCAGUUUCGUGGUGAGCAUGGGCAGUUUUCUGGAUGUCUCCAACUGGUUAAAUCCAGCCAAACUGACCCUGUACUACCAGACCAACACCUCCACCCAGUGGGUGAGAGACUACUGCGGCCAGAGAACGACUGAUCCCUGCGAACAGCUCUGUGACCAGGACACUGGGGAAUGCAGCUGUCUGGAAGGUUAUGCCCCUGACCCCGAGCAUAAACAUCUCUGCGUCCGCACAGAUUGGGGCCGCAAUGAAGGACCGUGGCCUUACUCAAACCUGGAAAGAGGCUAUGACCUUGUCACAGGGGAGCAGGCUCCAGAGAAGAUUUUCAGGUCAUCCUACAGUCUGGGUCAAGGCCUUUGGCUGCCAGUCAGCAAGAGCUUUGUGGUUCCUCCGGUGGAGCUGUCAAUCAAUCCUAUAGCCAGCUGAAAACCGGAUGUGCUUCAAACCAAAAAUUAUUCAGACACCAGGGAAGAGGCCAUCAUGUCCACAUAUUUUGAGACGGUGGACGAUCUGCUUGCGUCGUUUGGUCCAGUGAGGGAUUGCUCUAAAGAUAAUGGCGGAUGCCGGAAAAACUUCAAGUGUGUUUCAGACAGAAGGAUGGACUCGACCGGCUGCAUGUGCCCGGAAGGACUGAGGCCCAUGAAGGACGGUUCGGGCUGCUAUGACUACUCUCUGGGAACGGACUGUACGGACGGCUUCAAUGGAGGCUGUGAGCAGCUGUGUCUUCAGCAGCUGGUUCCUCUUCCUGAUGACCCGACGUACAGCAAUGUGCUCAUGUUCUGCGGGUGUGUGCAGGAAUACAAGCUAGCCAAUGACGGCCGCUCCUGUCUUCUCCUGGCUGAUCACUGUGAAGGGCCAAAGUGCCUGAAACAAUACUCGCGCUUCAACAACACACUCUUCAGUGAGAUGCUCCGUGGGUACAAUAACAAAACUCAACAGGUGAUCCUGGGACAAGUUUUUCAGAUGACCUUCAGGGAUAAUAACUUCAUCAAGGAUUUUCCGCAGCUGGCCGAUGGGUUAAUGGUGAUUCCUCUGCCGGUGGAGGAGCAGUGCCGAGGAGUUCUGUCAGAGCCUCUGCCCAACCUGCAGCUGCUCUCAGGAGAUGCUCAGUUCAGUGAAGCCACAGGAUACCCCAUGAUGCAACAGUGGAGAGUGCGGAGUAACCUGUAUAGAGUGAAGCUCAGUGCCAUCACCCUGUCUACAGAUUUCUCAAAGGUGCUGAAAUCCCUGACGGCAGACAGCACGCGGGAUGAGUUGCUUGCGUUUAUUCAGCAGUACGGCAGUCAUUACAUCUCUGAGGCGCUCUAUGGUUCUGAGCUCACCUGCAACAUCUACUUCCCCAGCAAGAAGUCCCAGCAACAGCUCUGGCUCCAGUACCAGAAAGAAGUCACAGACCAGGGUGGCCGGCGGGACUUGAAAGCAGUGCCGUUCAUCAGCUACCUGUCAGGCCUGCUGAAGACGCAGCUGCUGUCUGAUGACCUGGUGGCCGGUGUGGAGAUCCGGUGCCAGGAGAAGGGCACCUGCCCGGCUGCCUGUCACCUGUGCAGACAAGCAGGCCGUGAGACGCCCAGCCCGACGCCAGUCCUCCUGGAAGUCAGCCGUAUCGUGCCCCUGUACAGCCUGGUGCAGGAUAACGUCACUAAAGAGGCCUUCAAAAGUGCCAUGAUGAGCUCAUACUGGUGUGCGGGGAAGGGUGAUGUCAUCGAGAACUGGUGCCGCUGUGACCUGACGGCGCUUGGCAAAGACGGGCUUCCCAACUGUAGCCCCCUGCGGCGGCCCGUAUUGAGACUGGCUCCACACCUGGAACCCUCCAGUACGAUGGUGGCGCUGGAAUGGAUUGAUGUGGAACCCCUGAUUGGCUACAAGGUUUCAGAUUACAUCAUUCAACACAAGCGAGUAGAGGACCUGUCAGAGGCAGAAAUCUACACAGGAGAGGUUCUAAGCCUCAUGGAUGACCUUUUCUCGGGUCUGGGCUCAUCGUGUGUGGUAGCAGGACGCAAAAGUGGAGAACAUCCUCACAGUAUGAUCUACUCUCUCCUUUUCAAGUGCCUGGAGCCCGACAGCCUUUAUAAGUUCACUCUGUAUGCAGUCGACAGCCGUGGUAGUCGGUCGGAUGCAAGUUUUGUGACCGUCCGCACAUCAUGUCCGAUGGUGGAUGAUAGCAAAGCAGAAGAGAUCGCAGACAAAGUGUACAACCUCUAUAAUGGCUACACCAGUGGAAAGGAGCAACAGACGGCCUACAACACCCUGAUGGAGAUCUCCCCCCCACUGCUGUAUCGUGUACAACAUCACUACAAUUCCCACUACGAGAAGUUUGGAGACUUUGUGUGGAGAAGUGAGGAUGAGCUUGGCCCCAGGAAGGCCCAUUUGAUCCUGAGACGAAUGGAUCGGAUCAGUCUGUUCUGCCGCUCACUGCUUCGCAGUGGCUUCAUCCAAAGCCGAACAGAGAGUGUGCCGUACAUGCUGUGUCGCAGUGAUGGCACGAGACCAGGCAGCACUUUAUGGCACAGUUCACUUCAUGAAACCCGGCUAGCCUGCCUGGAGAAAGUCAUAACAGUGCAACGCAACAUAUAUGGAAAGUCCAAAUUACGAUGAGACAGGAAAUGUUUGGACUCGACCUUCUCUCUUUAUGGUCUCCAGCUUGGCCGUUCUUUUUCUAAAUCCAACUGACUUUGAGACUGUGAGAGUAGGUUUUGUUAUUUCUUCUUCUUCUUCUUCUUCUUCUUUCUUUAUUAUUUUCCAAAUGCAGAGAGCCUCGGAUAAGAAAGAUUGAUUUAUUAUUAUUAUUAUUUUGUUUUUAUUUAUUUAUUUAUUACUACUUGUUUCUCUUGUAAGGACAUCAGUUUUGGACUAUUUAUGAAUGUAAGAAUUUAACUGCAUGGUGCUGCAGAACUUCAAACCAGGUUCCCUAAUACUCAUUUUGCAAACAUAUCUCUUGGAAUACCUAGCCAAGCAAGACGAGGACAUGAUCUCUCGGUGGUUUUCCUUAUUUUCUAUUCAGCCCUUUUUGACGUAAAUUUUAUUAAUCUUUUUUUAUAUAUAUAGUUUUGCCACAAUUAAUUGAGAAAACUGUCUGAGAAUAUUGUCAGGGUCACAGUAAAUGCUUUUGAGAUCAAGUAUAGUCCUGUCACGUAUAUACUCUUUAGCCAAAAGAACGUUCCUUUACAGUGUCCAAAGAAAUGGGAGUAUUGCUGGCCAAUGAGACCAAUAGAUUUCAUCAAAGUGAACCAUCUAAUGUAUUUGGCAAAGGGUUGUGGUACAAAAGAAAGCUUUGUGCAGAACUAUUCUGUAAAUGAUUGUCUGGGAACAAGGUGUUGUUGAAAAUGCAGUUGGAAUUGAACAAAUGCUAAGAACUUAGCCUCAACACAUUUUCAGUAAGUAAGUUGCUAUAUUCCAUGCUAUAUUCAUUGUGAUAGUUAAAUAUGCUAUUGUAAAUACAAUUGUAAAUUCAGUAUGUAAUAAGUGAAUAUGAUUGUUUGUUUUUUUUUUUG
Molecule: messenger RNA, 4921 nt
Organism: Sinocyclocheilus anshuiensis
Lineage: Eukaryota; Metazoa; Chordata; Actinopteri; Cypriniformes; Cyprinidae
Product: astrotactin-2-like
Exons: 26
Biological process (GO): neuron migration; neuron cell-cell adhesion
Cellular component (GO): membrane; endosome
Source: RefSeq, a predicted model, not a curated record